UUGAACUAUUUUCUUUCACCUUGACCUUGAUAGACGCCAUUUCCCCUUCAACAUUUCGUUGGGAAAGUCAUGUAUUUCUUGUCGCGUUUAAGGACGGCGGGUGCUGUCUUUAAAUCGACAGCAUGUAAACAGAUCGUCCCAGUUCGGCAUGGGGGCCAAUGGGUGUACAGAAGUUUAGCAGCUCCAGCCUCUAGGAAGACGUUGAUAAAAGCUGAAAUAGUUGGUUUUGCCCUUUGGUACUGGGUUCUUUAUCACUUGAUAACUGAGCCAGAUCAUCUUUAUGGUCACUUUGAAUACCCUGACCCCUCCAAAUGGACAGACGAGGAACUAGGAAUACCCCCGGAAUGAUGUAGAUGUGUGUAGAUAGACCAUUACUUAUGUAUGUGUGUGAUGCAGAGAGAAACUGACUAUAGACAAACCAAUGUGAAUUGACCUAACCAGCUGUAAGGCGGCAGCCUUUCUGAAGCUUGUGGACAUCAAUACAUCGGAUGUUUGGGAAAUAUUAUUUGUUACAACAUCUGAAUAAACAAGUUCAAUAAGACAA
This is a messenger RNA of Haliotis rufescens (red abalone), 544 nucleotides long. Its product is annotated as NADH dehydrogenase [ubiquinone] 1 beta subcomplex subunit 2, mitochondrial-like. The record is from RefSeq and is a predicted model, not a curated record. NCBI's taxonomy places the organism in Eukaryota, Metazoa, Mollusca, Gastropoda, Lepetellida, Haliotidae. The transcript has 3 exons. The coding region runs from base 70 to 348 and encodes 92 amino acids. Gene Ontology annotation, cellular component: mitochondrial inner membrane.